GUAAGAAAAGUUGUGUCAUUUUAUAGAAGUACAUAUAAUAAUAUUUCUAAGUAGUACUCGUUAUCGGGGAACUUUUUUGAACAGAUUUGCGUUCCUUACAAAAGGAACGAGAAAGGCAAAUUCCUGUCGCGUACAGAUUUUUAACACAAAUUAAAGGCGAAUUUGUCAUCAAACGAAACGUCAAGACAGUAUCGAAUUCCUGUAGACAGAAGUGUAAUAUUGUUUACUUUUUUUUCGUUUAUCACCACAGUGUUUGUUUCGGCGACUUUAGUCAAAGAAACUUGUAUUUAAAUGAGUUGCUUAGUAACAUUAACAACAUCUUCGCAAGAUUUCCACUGUAAAGCUUAGGAAGAUUUUUGGUUUUGAACCCCGUUCCAAGAAACAAGUUCAGAAUCUCUUCCAUCAUGUGUUAUGUCAUUGUAACAUCUCGAACUCUGCUAUGGACUUUGUUGACGAUAGCGACAUCUUUAGCUAUGGUAGCAGCCGUGAUCACGCCUAGCUGGUUGAUCGGACCACCAAGAAAACCCGGUCUGAGAUCUAGAACACACACUGAAACGAACAGUGAUGAAAUGUAUUCCCCAACAUUAGGUAUUUAUAACCGAUGUACAAAGCUUCACAAAGUAGACCAGCUAUUCACUGAUAGUUGUGCACCGUUUGUAACGAGCUUUGGAAUGCCAUCUCAAGAGUUCCCCAAUUUUUGGAAGGCAGCCCUAAUUUUCUUUGCUUUUGGAAUAGCGCUGAUGGUCUUUACUGUCUUUACGUCAGUAUUGGGUUGCUGUAUACGUAGCAUUGUGAAGAAGAGUAUUUUUACAAUAUCAGGAACAGUACAAGCUAUAGCAGGUUUGUUGUUCAUCUUGGGAUUAGUUCUGUAUCCAGCCGGUUGGGGGAGUACCCGCGUGCAGCUCGUUUGUGGAGAAAAUGCGCAACCUUUUCUUUUGGGAGACUGCAUGUUGGGAUGGGCUUUUUACUUGGCUAUCGGGAGCACAAUCAUAACGUUCGUAUGUUCUGUACUGUCAAUUCAAGCAGAAAUCUCCACUUCUUCGGACAAAGUACAGGAUGAAAUACUUGAAGGGAAAAAUUUGAUCUGUUUGUUAUAAUUUAGAAAUUGUAAGAUUCUGCAUUUUGUUUAAAAUUGAUGACAAUUCCACCUAAGGCUAUGCUCAGAGGGUUAAACAGACUGCAAUUUUGGCAACUGCGACAGGUGGCAGCACACUAGUGGAAAUAAAUGAAACAUUUAAUUCUAACUUUUUUUUGUACAUAUCCGCGUAAAAAGCACCAACUUUUGACAAGAGACUCGCAGACAAAGGACUUUCUGUAACUAGGGAAAUGUUCAAUCAAUUAUAAUCCUCAGCUAUAAACUUAUGACUUAUAAAAUUUUACCAGUUUGUUUUUGAAUUACUGAAGCCAAAAAAAAAAAAAUGACAUUGUUAUCAGUACGAAUUUUUGCUUCGAUUAAAAGCUGAUAACAGUACGUUAGAUUUGAAUAAGUGAUAGCAGUAUUUGGAAAGCUAACUGUGAAGUUAUACCAACUCUCAAUUUGUUUUACUAAACAAAUUUUAGAUCGUUACGACGAGUAUUACACAUUUCUUUCCACGAGCUUCCUAAUACGAGUCGUCAAUUUCUUUGUUAUUAAACCUAAAUAAUAUUCCUGUUGGGUUUGUUUUUUUAUUGUUUUGUUUUACAGUGUUGUGUGUGUGUUUUUUGUUUUGACAAGUUUAGGUGUUCAUAAAGGUUAAAGAAGAAUGUAAUUAUCCGUAGUUUUUCUAACCAAUAUUCAUCGUGUUUGCCACAUGUACAGGGUGGGGUAAAAGUAACUGUAGAGUUGUUUCAUUUAGAUCAUGCUUUAACUUCCAAUUAUUACUUUGAAAUUAUUUAACUUUGUGUCAAUUGUCUUCUUAAAAGUUGCUUUGGUAUACCAACUAUAUAGUAACUUUUACUACACUCUGCGUGUUGUGUGCUUAUACAUAUAUAUAUAUAUAUAAAUUUAAACUGCACAGUUUAG
Molecule: messenger RNA, 2002 nt
Organism: Limulus polyphemus (Atlantic horseshoe crab)
Lineage: Eukaryota; Metazoa; Arthropoda; Merostomata; Xiphosura; Limulidae
Product: lipoma HMGIC fusion partner-like 2 protein
Exons: 5
Coding region: 405-1097 (230 amino acids)
Cellular component (GO): membrane
Source: RefSeq, a predicted model, not a curated record